Molecule: messenger RNA, 4299 nt
Organism: Cherax quadricarinatus
Lineage: Eukaryota; Metazoa; Arthropoda; Malacostraca; Decapoda; Parastacidae
Product: diphosphoinositol polyphosphate phosphohydrolase 1
Biological process (GO): adenosine 5'-(hexahydrogen pentaphosphate) catabolic process; diadenosine hexaphosphate catabolic process; diphosphoinositol polyphosphate metabolic process
Cellular component (GO): nucleus; cytoplasm
Molecular function (GO): endopolyphosphatase activity; bis(5'-adenosyl)-hexaphosphatase activity; bis(5'-adenosyl)-pentaphosphatase activity
Source: RefSeq, a predicted model, not a curated record
GAGAUGGUAACGAUCGGGCGGCCCAGCUGAGGCUGUCAGCCAUCGUGUCCAGAGUUCAACCUUUAUUUUGUGUGUUAUUGGCGGACAUACCUCGCCGUCGUAGCUGUGCUCCAGCUCCCGUGGCUGCCCCUCGCCCCUCACUAGUCAUGGCUGUCCAACACUCACGCAGGACUGACGGUUUACUUAUAUAUACGAACUACAAAUAAGACCCCAGCGCCUCUGAAAAUAUAAAAAUUCUUAAUAUUUAAGGGUUGAGGGGGAGGUCCGCCGCUCUAGGCCUAUAGUGUGGCAGUUUCUUAUAGGCCUACCUGCCCUCUGUGUCGCCAAAUAAGGGGAUAAAAUAAUAUGCUUGUGUUACGGAGGUAUCACUAAGUCCCAGAAGGUUGGGAGUUUAUCUAUCUUAUCUAUCUGCUUCUGGAUUUAUUUCCUCCCUUUAAUCACCCUUUCCCCCCCUUGGGCCGCCUCUCCCUCCCUCCCCCCACCCCCACAAGAUCAUGUUUCGACUCCACGGGGACCUAGCCUAGGCCUAGUCUAGGCCGCCAUCACCGCCAUCUAGGCCUAGUCUAGGCCGCCAUCACCGCCAUCUAGGCCGCCAUCACUGCCAUCUAGGCCGCUGCCAUCACCGUCGUCGCCCGGGCCCCCCCAAGACUCCUGUAUUAUGACCGACAUGGUAAAAGCGCGGAACUACGACGAAGACGGAUUUGUUAAGCGAGCGGCUUGUAUAUGUGUCAACGAGGACGAGACGCAGGUGUUGCUGGUGUCUUCACGUCGUGACUCUGAGCUAUGGAUCGUUCCGGGGGGCGGGGUAGAGCCCAACGAGCUUCCAGACAUGGCUGCCAUCAGGGAAGUUCGAGAAGAGGCGGGAGUAUGUGGAAUGUUGGGUCGCUGCCUCGGUGUCUUUGAGGACACACAGGGAGGCCACGACGACUUCUUAAAAACCAAGAACUCUGAGCGUGGUCACCGGACGAGCGUGUAUGUCUUGGUCGUCAAGGAAGAGAUGGAGGAGUGGGACGAGUCCAAAGUCUUUGAGAUGCAGUCAGUUGGGAAACACCCAAUAUUACAGUGGCGCACGCUUUUUACAGGUCGGAAACGGAAGUGGUUCAGCAUGGAGGAGGCGGUGAAACAGCUGGCCAAGCACAAGCCAGUUCAGAGCAGCUACGUCAGUCUCCUCCUGCCCGACCGCGACCACACCACCACCAUCACACACUCACCGUCCAGUUGCCAGAACACCAUCACACCUCCACCGCCCCUCUCCACCAUCAUAGACCACCAGGUGGAAAUGGUCCGGCAGAUGGAACUCGGUUCCGAGAUGGAGAACGACAUCAAGGAAGACGACACGGCAGAAUCGGACGGGGAGCCGAGCAAGAGUCCCGGGUCGUCGCAGGAGGACUUGAGCAAUGGAAUCGUGGCAGAAGACGCUGCCGCCGACACAUAAACACCUGCCAUCCCUCAUUCACCUCAUAAUUACGAUCACUAGUUUCACAUACAUACUGCCAUAUAUUGUUUUAUCAUCUCAUUACCUAAUUUAAAAUGUAUUUUACAUAGUUUCCUAUUUGAUAUUAACAUCCCCUUAAGUCAUUUUCAUAAACUUUUUCAUAAUUGGCUGAAUUUGUUUAAGAUUAAUGACAUUGUUAUCGUAUACACUGCUGACUUUACCAUCGUAAAAAAUUUUUGACCAGAUUUGUUACUAAAAUUCCUUUGUGUGGAGCCCUUUCUCUAAUUCACGUCUCUUUUUUUUUUUUUUUUUUUUCCCCAUCAAUGUUUAAUUUUUCCUUUGUUUAGGUCUUGAACUUAGAUUUAUGUCGACAAAAUUUCGUGUACAGUAGGUCCUUGACUUACAAACACAUUGGGGACCUCCAGAAUUGUGUAUAAUAUUCGUAAUACAGGAAGUCUUCAACUUAGGAACACGUUGGGGACCUGUAUUGUGUAUAAAAAUAUACACAGUACACAAGAUUCUCAAUGUGCUAAUAAGUUGAGAACUAACUGUAAUACUGUGUCUUAUGCCACAGCUUUCCUACUGUGUUUUAUGCCACAGCUUUCCUACUGUGCGUUGUCUUCUGUGAGUCAGUCUUGCCCAGUCAACUCAUUCUACCAACUUUCUCAUUCAAUAUAGGUUUGUAUAUUGUUCUGGAUCUUGUUUUUAAUAUAUAAAGCUAUUCUAUACAGUGGAAUUUUUUGCAAAUGCAGUUGAAAAAAAUGCAGCCAAAAUUAAAUAGCACAUACUAUGGGGGUCUUUUCACAAACUGUUAUAUUUUGGAUAUGCAAUCUUUCAGUUGCAUUUGCAACAACGAAAAUGGCACUACAUAGAUGAGCUUUAUAAGAAUAGACUGCGUUCUUGGUUGCCCUUGUUUACAUCUAUCCUCGUUUCUGUCUUCUUUUGUAUCCUUUAGCUUUUCUCUGUGACAUGAACUGGUCUGAAGCUAUUAACUGUGUCACAAUGUUUGAAAUUUUGUUCGAUAUAAUGUUUAAAUUUAUAUCAAUAAGUUCGAGAAACGAGCCGUUUCCCUGUACAGAUACGCUUAUUUAUUGUUAUUUGUUUAUAAUUGCCGUAAGUUAUCUUAUAGACCUUUUCUGUAGUGCAUUUUUUUGUAACUGCAAUUGAAAAAGUGCAUCCAAAUUUGAAUAAUAUGUGGAAGGGCCUUUAUAGUAUGGGCUAUUCAAGAAAGAACAAAAAAGGCACAAUACCGUGACUGGAACAAUACACAAAUAACCCGCACAGAGAGAGGAACUUAGGACGACAUUUCGGUUCGACUUGGAUCAUUUACAAAGUCCCUCACUCCUUUGUGUUGUGUGACUUUAUAAAUGGUCCAAGUUUCUCUUUAAGUGCAGGUUGUGUAUGUUAUUUUGAAUGCACUUUUUGAACUGCAUUUGCAACUAAAUCACAUUAUAUAGAUUAGCUUUAUAGGAGCUGACUGGACUUGAUUUCAUUCUUGUUUACCCAUGAUCCUAUUGGCCAGAAUGAUCAGUACCAACUCCCGAGGCAUAUCUCACGUGUAUGUCUGUUGCUGUACGUUAAUAUUCUCAAGUUUAGGUUAACUAGUUCCUGGGUAUUAAGAUGUUAACUGUGUUAUAAUUUCCUCUGAAUCUGUGGAGACGCCGAGAGGUUUGAAGAGCGUGUUAUAAUUUUGAGAUGUUUGUGAAAGAUGCUAGAGUAUGGCCCUCACUAGUCAUAGAUAAAAAGCUGCGAACAGCAGUUAUCACUACAGUAUUGUGAAUACUUUGUACACAAUUUUGUAUACUCUGACAUUUUCUUUUUAGUGAAUGUUAAGAAUAAUGAAUAGUGUAAUGAACACUUGUAAAUGCUCAGUAAUAACCCACAUUUGGACAGAAACUCGAGAGAUUAAUUGAUGAAAAUAAAUGGUAUAAAAUACCGACACACUGGAAACAUAAACACAUAUGCAGUUUAAUGUGAUCCUUUAUUGACAACGUUUUGCCCACACAGUGGGCUUUUUCAAGUCACACACAGACUUGAAAACGCCCACUGUGUGGGCGAAACGUUGUCAAUAAAGGAUCACAUUAAACUGCAUAUGUGUUUGUUUCCAGAUUAAUUGAUCUGUAUAUUUUGACCCCAUUCUGGGAUCCUCAUCUGCUGAAGAGGGUUGAAAUAUACAAACCAAUUCUUCCGAGUUCCUGUGUCCAUGCGAGUUAUUAUUGAACAUAAAAAAUAAUAAUUAUUCUCAAUAACCCACUUUGGGUCUUUGCCAGUGUCGAGAAUUUUUAAGAUUUUUGUUACCGUCUGAGGUCUUGAAAAAUUGUAUCCAUCAACGCCCAAAUAUUAUGGACACGAGUAAAUCCUUAAUCUUGAGAUGGUCUUUCUGUUUUAUAUUUGAUUAUUUCGUGGUUUUUUGCAUGUAUAAAGAUUUACAUCCAACAAAUGUCAAAAUUGAUGAGGUUACUCUAAAUUUGAUUCUCUUUUGAAAGUUGUAGCAUACCUUGGUAACGAAAAUCUAUUGAAAUAUUAGAUAGUUGGUAGCUAGAUUUACCAAUUCUCAACUUUCACCUCUUACACAGUUGUCUAACAGUGCCCACCACUGUAUUGUGGGAUAUGUAAUACCCUGCAGGGGUUUUCAGUCAUUGUCAAGAACUACACUGAAAUCUUCCCAGUGUGAUGAUUAUAAUAUAAUCAAAAAGCAGCGCUAAGCCACAAGGGCUAUACGGCGCUGCAAUGAUUAUAAUAAUCUCGGUGUGAUGCAGUUGUGCUCACACCGUACAACUGAGCAGGCCACCUUGCUUGCAUUAUGUAUGUGCAAUAUUGGUCAACACUGUUGUUCUCUUAAGUUAACCGAGAAUGAUCAAGAC